GGGAGUCGAGUUAGUCGGUACCAAGGCAGCUCAGAGUGAUAACACACACACACACUCCGCGAGGAGACCACGUGAAGAAGGUCAACGACCAUAAAUACAAAUCUCCAUCGCUGUACAGAGGGUGAGGUUCGAACGCCAGGAUGGUGAAGUUCGAGGGUACUUACAAACACGACAAGGAUGACAACUUAGAAGCCGUUUUCGCCAAGAUGGGCAUGAACUUUUUCAUCCGGAAACUAGCAGUGAGAAGCAAGCCAACGGUGGACAUUCACGUGAACGAUGACAGUUGGACCAUCACCACCACGCUUCCCAUUAAGACACUCACGUGGAAUUUCAAGAUGGGACAGAACGUGGCAGUAGACGGGCCAGAGGGAUUGGUCGAGUCUGUGUUUACCCUAAAUGGCGAUACAAUGAUGCAAACGCCUGUGGACUUAGCAAACGACAAAGCUAUAAUGAUCGAGAGGCUUUUCACUGAAGAAGGGAUGGUGCAGACGAUGACCCACAAACCAUCCGGAACGGUGGCCAAAAGGUGGUUUGUGAGAGCAUGAAAUCUUCAACUCUGGA
Molecule: messenger RNA, 561 nt
Organism: Penaeus monodon (black tiger shrimp)
Lineage: Eukaryota; Metazoa; Arthropoda; Malacostraca; Decapoda; Penaeidae
Product: fatty acid-binding protein-like
Exons: 5
Coding region: 141-545 (134 amino acids)
Biological process (GO): fatty acid transport
Cellular component (GO): nucleus; cytosol
Molecular function (GO): fatty acid binding
Source: RefSeq, a predicted model, not a curated record